This is a messenger RNA of Podarcis raffonei (Aeolian wall lizard), 628 nucleotides long. RefSeq names its product cysteine rich protein 1 (gene CRIP1). Gene Ontology annotation, biological process: intrinsic apoptotic signaling pathway in response to DNA damage; regulation of gene expression. Gene Ontology annotation, molecular function: zinc ion binding. Lineage: Eukaryota; Metazoa; Chordata; Lepidosauria; Squamata; Lacertidae. The coding region runs from base 70 to 303 and encodes 77 amino acids. The transcript is spliced from 5 exons. The record is from RefSeq and is a predicted model, not a curated record.
CAAGGGCUCUCCGCUCGUAGCUGCCACCGCUGCCUCCGUCGGGGAGACCGAGUGCUCGACGCCGCCGCCAUGCCCAAGUGCCCCAAGUGCCAGAAGGAGGUGUACUUCGCUGAGAAAGUCACUUCCCUGGGAAAAGACUGGCAUCGGCCGUGCUUGAAGUGCGAAAAAUGCAGCAAGACCCUGACUGCAGGUGGCCAUGCGGAGCAUGAUGGGAAGCCUUAUUGCAACCACCCUUGCUAUGCUGCCUUGUUUGGACCAAAAGGGUUUGGUCGUGGAGGGGCUGAAAGCCACACCUUCAAAUGAAGUUCAGGGCUGGAAGGAUGGAAUUGGCUGUGGAUUCCAGCAGUUUCACAAAUCAUAAUAGCCGCAAUGUGCCUCCCCCCCACCCCAAACAUGUAGCAAGCUAGCUUAUUAUGAAGGCUUUCAAAAGAAGCAUCAUGCUAGAUAACUGGGAGAUUUCCUGCUCUGUAUAAAUGGAAACAUACUUUGAGGUGGAGACCAGAAUCUUUUUUCCUAAUUUUAACACCGAGAUUCUUGGAAAUGAAUUCCUGCCCAAAGCCUAGCCCUGCUUUUAGACUCUGCUGUCCAUGAUGAUGAUUGUGUCUCAGUAAUAAAAUAUUGAUUUGAA